AUAUUGGUAUAGAAUCGAAUGAUAGAAUCCAUUAUAAGCCAUUGCUAGAUUGUUUUUGAAUAUAUUAUAUUAUAAAGGAAACAAAUAGAAGAUGUGUGACAACAAUGAUACCGCACAUAAUACAAAUAUUAACCAAGAAGAUUCUGGUACAGAUGGUGAAAGUAAAACAGAAAAACAAAAAAUUGAUAUACUUUUAAAGCCAACAGGUAAUGCUCCAAUUAUGAAAAAGAAAAAGUGGUCAGUUGAAUCUAACAAACCAAUUGGAUGGAUUAUUGAUUUUAUGAAAAAAUACCUGAAAUUGGAACCUCAAGAAAGACUGUUCUUAUAUGUUAAUCAAACAUUUGCACCAUCUCCUGACCAGAUUGUCAAGAAUCUCUACGAUUGCUAUAGCACUGAAGGAACACUAGUAUUGCAUUAUUGUAAAACACAGGCAUGGGGUUAAAAAAUAUUUAUUAUUCUGAAUAAUCAUGUGUUCCUUAUUUAAUUUUUAUUAAACUUCUAAAUCUGGAAUUAAACCAUUAA
Molecule: messenger RNA, 522 nt
Organism: Nicrophorus vespilloides
Lineage: Eukaryota; Metazoa; Arthropoda; Insecta; Coleoptera; Silphidae
Gene: Atg12
Product: autophagy protein 12-like
Exons: 3
Coding region: 92-442 (116 amino acids)
Biological process (GO): C-terminal protein lipidation; autophagy of mitochondrion; nucleophagy
Cellular component (GO): cytoplasm; Atg12-Atg5-Atg16 complex; phagophore assembly site membrane
Source: RefSeq, a predicted model, not a curated record